Paramecium pentaurelia is the source of this 653-nucleotide messenger RNA. The record is from the annotation of a GenBank genome assembly. NCBI's taxonomy places the organism in Eukaryota, Ciliophora, Oligohymenophorea, Peniculida, Parameciidae.
AUGUCUUAAAUCUUAAAGAAGGCAGCUAAAUAUCGAACUAUCUCUACAAUUCUUUAACAUGGAGAAGCUCAUCUUAGAGACUCUUACACAUUGCCUCCUGAAAUUAUUACUCCUCCACCACGUAAGAAUUCAUCUUCAUUUUUAUCAUAACAGCCAGAAAGGAAAGAAAACCUGACGAUAUUACUGAUUUUCCUGAAUAGAAAUUUGUCUUGCUUCCAGAAUCUAUACCAUAUCCUGAAGGUAAGUAUAGACCAGCUUCAGUACCAUAUGUUGCUGGUUUUUAUCCAUAUAAUUGCUAUCUCUAAAAAGGAAAGGUAUGGAUUACUUAAUGAUUAAAUUUCAGAUUUAUUAAUGGUGUUCUUGUGGUAUUUCAUAAUCAAAUCCAUGGUGUGAUGGAAUGUGUAAUGCAUCUGCUACAAGAAAUAGACCAAUUAAAUUUAAUGUCGAUACAUCUGGAUAUUAUAAAUUGUGUAAUUGCAAAUAGAGUGCUAAUGCUCCUUUUUGUAAUGGCACACAUAGGUAAUCACUUAUUCAAUUUUCAGAUAAGUGAUUCGAUAAUAUCAUGCUGGAUUUAGAGGUUUCUAUGAACUAUGGGGAUGGGCUGCCUUUAUGGGGACAACCGGUUUUAUAAUAUGGAAUUUCCACAAUUGAUA